Molecule: messenger RNA, 1506 nt
Organism: Hymenoscyphus albidus
Lineage: Eukaryota; Fungi; Ascomycota; Leotiomycetes; Helotiales; Helotiaceae
Source: the annotation of a GenBank genome assembly
AUGCAGAAGGGUGGCAAGUAUGUCACAGCAUCGCUCCUCAUAUGGAAAGAUGGCGAAUCGAAAUUGCUCAUCGCUCGAAAUAUGGGUUUCGAGCACUGGCAAGAAAAGCAUGAGGAAGAAUUCAGAGACUUUCUUCAAGCCAGGCUCAGAAAGAUUGCACUAGAAUAUGGUAGGGUCUCUUGCAUGGUACACAACCUCACUUUGCUAAUUAUCUCAGAGUUAUGCCAUCGAAAUACAGAAAACAUUGAUCGCCUCGAAAGUACUCCAUGGCGAAUUAUGAUACAAUACUAUAAGCCAAGACUAAUGUGGUACCGGGCUGAGCUGUUCAAGUUGACGAGCGUUCAGCUAUCUGGAAGUACUGACACAGAUGAGGACGACCUCCAGGGUCGUAUGAAGAAGUUUGGAGAAGAUUUGGAGGACUUGAAAAGAAGUGAAGACGAUUCCACUUGGAUUCCCGUGAUCAAGGAAGCUCACGACAUGUACGUUGAGUUUGAUGAAGCGCAGUUCUUACGGCUCUAUCGUACCAAUGCUUACAAAGUCAGACGACUUGUUGGAUUCAUUGGACGACCUCACGAGUGCUGGCUGGUUCUUAUUCGCUCAGCUAAAAUCUUUCACUUACAGUUUCGAGACAUUGAGAUUCAAUUUCUCCCUCCGCCAGAUGAGAAACAAGAUGCCGGUAAAUUGGGCCUUCCUGAAAUGCUUCGUCUCUUCAACUUCCCUUCAGCUACAGACAAUAAGGCUUCCUGUUUGGGUGUGGAAGCUACCAGAUUAAUUAAUGGACUGAUGGAGAACAAGAAUGGGAAGAUACCGUUGGAAGCUUACAGUGAUCAGGAGUUAUGUAGAAAAUUCACAAACCACCAGAAAGCUGAGUUGCAGGUGCAUGCGGAGAUACAGAUACUCUCCGAAAUAUCCAAGCCAAAAUACAAAUUAUGGGAAGACGGCGGCUUUAUCGGUUGCAGUAAAUACAGCUGUCACACAUGUUGGUUAUUUUUGACCUCUCAUUAUCGCAAAUAUCGAAUGGGAGGACACCAUCGAAGACUGUACUCGUGGAUGAUACCAAAGAAUUCACUGGACUUAGAAGGGUUUAGUACAGCGUUGUCGAGCACCCAUACUUCAGUUUUAAAUGAAGUCUCCCGUAUCUUUGGUAAUCAUGAUGCUGAACCGAAUAAUUACGAUGACACUGCCUCUCAAUCGACUAUCGGGAGUAUUUUCUCUCGACAAUCUAGCAUGGAGAAUUUCUCCUAUGCAGGAAACGACACUGAGCAUGGGCUCGAGGGUCUUUCAAGGUAACUCACAUUUAAUGAUGAAUCGAUCGCCGGUGAUAGCUUGACACCUCAAAAUUCUUUGAGUUACGCGUCUGAGGAGACCGAUGCCAGCUAUCAACAGAUUCCGAGUGAAUCUCAAAACUCGGAUGAGUUUGAAGAGAAGACCAGCGACAGUGAAAGUGACAAAAGCUGGUGGUUAGUCCAUCCGGGAGGUGAUGACUUCAAAGAGCAUGUGAAAUAG